Orbicella faveolata is the source of this 1473-nucleotide messenger RNA. Its product is annotated as ATP-dependent RNA helicase DDX55-like. The record is from RefSeq and is a predicted model, not a curated record. NCBI's taxonomy places the organism in Eukaryota, Metazoa, Cnidaria, Anthozoa, Scleractinia, Merulinidae. Gene Ontology annotation, molecular function: ATP binding; nucleic acid binding.
GUGAAGUUCAAAGUUGCGCGAGCCUGCAGUACAUUCCACAGAAAGAGGUAAAAAACAUGCGCCAAAAUUUCAAAAUGGCGGCCGCGUGGAGCGAAAUAAAACCAAGUUUGUCCCACUCAAUUUUAAAUGUCAUGGAAAAGCUUGGCUUCCAAACGAUGACACCAGUACAGACAGCCGCCAUUCCCUUGUUUAUGUCAAACAAAGAUGUCGCUGUUGAAGCGGUAAGCUCAUCAAUCUCUCCCUACCAGUUGAUUGUUAUACAUUAUUUUGUAAUUUUUGAUUUUAUUUUUAUUUUCAGCAUAAAUGCUGUUUUAGGUUUUCUUCCAAAGCAAAGACGAACGGGCCUGUUCUCUGCUACCCAGACAGAUGAAGUUGAGGCAUUAGUUAGAGCUGGACUCCGAAAUCCUGUAAGAGUAACAGUCAGAGAAAAAUAUUCCAAAUCCAAGUCAGAGCAGAGGACACCAUCCACACUAAAAAAUUUCUACACAAUUUGUGAAAGUGCGAGAAAGUUUUCAAGAUUAGUGGCCUUUCUCAAGACAAGAAAAACCUGCAAGAACAUGGUAUUUUUUAGUACGUGUGCUUGUGUCAAUUAUUUCUCAAAGGCUCUUGAGAGGCUUCUUUCGAACGUUAAAGUGUUGUCUAUUCACGGCAAAAUGAAAGCAAAACGGCAUAAAGUUUUUGAUAACUUCAGGAAGCUUGCGAGUGGUGUUUUGGUUUGCACGGAUGUCAUGGCGCGUGGAGUGGACAUCCCUGAAGUGGACUGGGUCAUACAGUUUGAUCCUCCAAGCAGUGCAAAGCAGGUACCUCUGCAGUUGUUUGAAAUAGAAGAUGAUGGAGCAGAUGUCACGCCCAAGCUACGAAAAAUGGCCAUGAAGGACAGGGAUGUAUACGAAAAGGGAAUGAAGGCUUUUGUCUCAUUUGUGCAGUUCUACAGAAAACAUGAGUGCAGUCUAAUCUUCCGAUCAAGUGAUCUAGAACUUGGAAAACUCGCCACCGGAUUUGGCCUUCUCAAGUUGCCCGUCAUGCCAGAGCUGAAGGAUAAAACAGUCGACUUUGAACCAGCAGAUGUGGAUGUCGAGAAACUUUAUUACAAGGACAAAAAUAGGGAAAAGCAACGGAAGCGAAAACUGCAGGAACAACAGGACUCCAACCAGGAUAGUUCGAUUCAAACCAGCUCGAAGAAGAAGAAGAAAUUCGGCAACGAUUCUGUGGCCUGGUCCAAGAACAAGGAGAAGAGGGUGAAGAGAGAGAAACGGAGGGCACGAAGAGAAUAUCUGAAGAAGCAGCGUCAGAAACAUUCAUUUGAUAACGACGAACUCGAGGACCUCGCGCGGGAAGCAAGCUUGGUUAAAAAGCUUAAGGCGGGAAAGAUCAGCAAAGAACAGUUUGAUUCGCAAUUAGGAAAUGAUGAAGAAGAGGAAAAUUAAGAACUGUGUGGAAUUAUUUGCGCGUUUUUAAAGCAGAUGAAUUCAA